This is a messenger RNA of Sclerotinia sclerotiorum 1980 UF-70, 1599 nucleotides long. RefSeq lists its product with no specific name. The transcript has 3 exons. The record is from RefSeq and is a predicted model, not a curated record. NCBI's taxonomy places the organism in Eukaryota, Fungi, Ascomycota, Leotiomycetes, Helotiales, Sclerotiniaceae. Bases 1 to 1599 code for a protein of 532 amino acids.
AUGUCUCGAGAAGAAAAUCCUACUCUCAAGGUGCUCUUUGAUACGGGGUUUGCUUUUUCGCAGGCAAUUUCUAGGAGAAUGGUUUUGUCUGAACCGAUUUUGAGGAGCUCGAGGGGGGGUGAUGGGUUGGACCUUGCGAAUGAUGAGGAGAGGGGCUACAAUUCUGCGGGAGUUGGGCGUUCUCUGACAGAAUCUCGUUCUCCGAAAAUAUCUGGCACCACGAAAGCCUCCAGUCUCGCAGAUACUCCUCGUCUUCUAAAGACAAAAGUUUCAGGUCCUGCAACACAACUUCUCAACGAUUUCUUUGCCGAAAUAGAUCAGAUUGAUACAUCUGAAUCAAUUGAAGCUUCCUAUGUUAAUGUUCUUCUACCAAGAUAUCGUCAUGCUCGUGAGAGAGCUAGAGCUGGAUCAAGACUCAGAAUCAAAACGUCACCUAGCAUGAACUCACCAAAUAUUCCUGAUCAACCACCUACAUCUCCAUCUCUUACCCAUUCUUUGAAUCAAUCAUUCGGCUAUUCACGUCCUCAUGUUAAUUCUGAGGAAGAUUUACAAGAUCUCGCUUUACGAUUUCAAGAAACUCAUACGGAAAAUUCAGAAUUCAUUAAUGCGGAUGCUAAAUUCAUUUCUAAUUCUCUACCAAAUCCGAGACGUAGAACUUUUUCAAAUUCUUCGAAGGUGUAUGAUCAAGAUUUUAGAGAUGUAUUAAAGAGAGAAAAAGAAAUUCUUGAAUCAUCACUUGGUUUUGUCGAGGAGGAGGAUGAAGAUGAGAAGAAUGCGAUUGAGAUUCUUGAGGCACUUUUUGGAGAGUUGGAAGAUAGAGAGAAUUGUUCUAGUGAGGAGGAGUGGAAGAGUGCUGAGGAGAUUAUUGAGGAUGUUAAAAGUAAGGGGGGUGAUAAGGGAAAGGGGAAGGUUGUUGCUACAGAAGUUGCGGGUGAUAUUGGUAUUGAAAUGGCAUACAACUACUCCAAAGAUAAGAAUCAUCAUCACAAUAUCGAUAAACCUAGCGAAAUCAACUUCUUGAAUCAAGCAGAAACUGAAAUUCGUCAGUAUUCAGCUCUGACGCAACAAAAUAUCGAAAGUGGAUCUUCAUCCAAGAAGCUCGAUAGUCUUGAGAAAAAUGUGGAGGAUCAAGCACAGCUACAAUCAAGGAUGUCAAAUGAAGACGAAGUCGUUCCUGUAUCAGAAUUUGGUGAGGAAGAAGAAGAAGAAAAAUGCACACAACCUCCUGAAGAUAUCGAUCUCCACAAAGACUUUUCUCCUAUUAAGGAAUCUCAAAAAAUUAGCGAAAAUUCAUCCACCAAACAGGAUCAACAAGAUGAAGAUAAAUGCACAAAUACCUCCAGCUCAGCAAAAUAUCACGAUACAGCGCUAGCCGAUAAUCAAAAUGUCGCAGCUGAUUUAUUUUCUAAAUCUACAACAAUUACUAGUAUUGAUAAUAGUAGUACUACAAGCUCAAUAUCUACUUCUACUAGCAGAAAUGAUACGUAUACCAUGAAAGAACAAAAACAAAAGGAUCCACAGUUUGAGAUGGCGGCGCUGGCGACGGGAGUUUUGAUUGCGAGUUUGUGGAUGAUUGAGAGGAGGAUUAGAGCUUUUUAG